UGGAAGGAGGGAGGCUGGUCAGGGAAGAGGGAAAGCCAUUCUGUCGCUCCUCCUCCUGUAGCUUAUCACUGGCCUCCUGACUCUCUUCCAAAGCCAGCUCAGCUGUGCCAAGGUGGCCGCAGAACAUCCUGACAAGGGCCAGCACCUGCCUAGCCGCCCUGUGCAUCCCAGGCGGCCACAUUAGCUGCUCACCACCCCUGGCCAGUAGGACCGCUUCUGAUGGCUGUGGCCUCGGCUGUCCCAGGGAGCACCUUCUCUAAGCAGCUCCUUUUCGCUCUCCUGGUUCUGGUAUUAUUUUGUGAUGCUUGUCGGAAAGUUUCUCUUCAAGUUCCCUCUCAUCUGAAGGCUGAGACACUUGUAGGCAAAGUGAAUCUGGAGGAGUGUCUCAAGUCAGCCAGCCUAGUCCUGUCCAGCGACCCGGCCUUUAGAAUUCUAGAAGAUGGCACCAUUUACACAACCCAUGACCUACUUUUAUCCUCUGAAAAGAAGAAUUUCUCCAUUUUACUCUCAGACAGUCAGAGGCAGGAGCAAAAGGAAAUAGACAUUGUGCUGUCAGCGAGAGACAAAAAGGUUCUGAUGAAGAGGCAUACCAAAGACCAAGUCCACAGGCGCAGUAAGAGGAGGUGGGCUCCUAUUCCUUGUUCACUGAUGGAGAAUUCACUAGGCCCAUUUCCACAACACAUUCAGCAGAUCCAAUCUGAUGCUGCCCAGAAUUAUACCAUCUUUUACUCCAUCAGUGGACCAGGAGUGGACAAAGAGCCCUUCAACUUGUUCUAUAUAGAAAAAGAUACCGGGGAUAUCUACUGUACACGCAGCAUUGACCGUGAGCAAUAUGACCAGUUUUUGGUUUACGGCUAUGCGACCACUGCAGAUGGCUACGCCCCGGACUACCCGCUCCCCUUGCUGUUCAAAGUCGAAGAUGACAAUGACAAUGCCCCGUAUUUUGAAACCAAACUGACAGUUUUUAGUGUGCCUGAGAAUUGCCGCUCUGGAACUUCAGUGGGACAGGUGACUGCCAUAGACAACGAUGAGCCAGGGACACUACAUACCCGCCUGAAAUACAAAAUCCUGCAGCAAAUCCCAGAUCACCCCAAGCAUUUCUCCAUACACCCAGACACAGGCGUCAUCACUACCACCACGCCUUUGCUGGAUAGAGAGAAAUGUGACACUUACAGGCUAGUCAUGGAGGUCCGAGACAUGGGAGGCCAGCCCUUUGGUCUAUUCACCACAGGAACAAUCACUAUUUCACUUGAGGAUGAAAAUGACAACUCGCCAUAUUUUACCCAAACUUCUUAUACUACAGAAGUUGAAGAAAACAGAAUCGAUGUUGAGAUUUUACGAAUGAAAGUACAAGACCAAGAUUUGCCAAACACUCCUCACUCAAAGGCAGUGUACACAAUCUUACAGGGAAAUGAAAAUGGAAAUUUCAAAAUCACCACAGAUCCAAAUACAAAUGACGGGGUCUUGUGUGUUGUUAAGCCAUUAAACUAUGAACUCAAUCGCCAAAUCAUCCUACAAAUCGGUGUUCUUAAUGAAGCCCAGUUCUCCAAAGCAGCUAACUCACAAACUCCUACCAUGUGCACUACAACUGUCACUGUGAAAGUUAAAGACAGUGAUGAGGGUCCUGAGUGCCAGCCACCAGUCAAAGUUAUUCAGAGCAAAGAUGGCUUGCCAGCUGGCCAAGACCUCCUGGGUUACAAAGCCAUGGACCCAGAAACCAGCAGCAGUGAAGGACUGAGGUAUCAGAUGUUAGGAGAUCAAGACAACUGGUUUGAAAUUAAUGAGAACACUGGAGACUUGAAAACUUUAAAAAUACUAGACCGAGAAUCAAAGUUUGUGAAAAACAACCAGUACAACAUUUCAGUGGUGGCGGUGGAUACGGUUGGCCGGUCUUGUACGGGAACAUUGGUAGUUCUUCUGGAAGAUUCUAAUGACCACCCACCACAGAUUGACAGAGAACUAACCAUCUGUCAGCAGGAAAAGGAUUAUGCUGUUUUGGAACCUGUAGAUCUAGAUGGGCCUGAUAAUGGUCCACCGUUUCAGUUCCUUCUGGAUAAUUCUGCCAACAAACUUUGGACUCUAGAGCCACAUGAUGGUAAACGAGCCAUUCUUCGUCAACGACACAACCUCAAUUAUAACUAUUAUUCUGUGCCCAUCCAAAUACGAGACAAACAUGGUUUAGCUGCAAAACACGUAUUGUCAGUGAGAGUGUGUGACUGUACAACUCCAUCCGAGUGUAGAAUGAGUGUUAAAGAGGAGAGGGACGCUAAACCAAAUGUAAUACUUGGAAAAUGGGCCAUUCUCUCCAUGGUGCUGGGGUCUGCAUUGUUACUGUGUAUUUUGUUUACAUGUUUCUGUGUUACCACUGCUAAGAGAACAGUAAAGAAAUCCUUCCCAGAUGAUGUAGCCCAGCAAAACCUAAUAAUAUCAAACACUGAAGGACCUGGAGAAGAAGUGACGGAGGCAAACAUUAGACUCCCCACUCAGGCAUCCAACAUCUGUGACACCAGCAUGUCUGUCGGUACUCUUGGUGGCCAAGGGAUAAAAGGACAGCAAAGCUUUGAGAUGGUCAAGGGAGGUGGACAUCACACCCUGGAGUCCAGCAAAGGAGGCUUGCAGGGAGCAGCAGAGACUGGCCGCUAUGCAUACACAGACUGGCAGAGUUUCACUCAACCUCGGCUUGGCGAAAAGGUGUACUUGUGUGGCCAAGACGAGGAACAUAAGCAUGGUGAUGACUACGUUCGUUCGUAUAACUACGAAGGCAAAGGCUCCAUGGCAGGCUCUGUAGGCUGCUGCAGUGACAGGCAGGAGGAGGAAGGCCUGGAGUUUCUAGACCACCUCGAACCCAAAUUUAGGACAUUAGCAAAGACGUGUGCAAAGAAAUAA
Messenger RNA from Nannospalax galili (Upper Galilee mountains blind mole rat), 2886 nucleotides. RefSeq names its product desmocollin 1 (gene Dsc1). The record is from RefSeq and is a predicted model, not a curated record. Gene Ontology annotation, biological process: homophilic cell-cell adhesion. Bases 220 to 2886 code for a protein of 888 amino acids. The transcript has 16 exons. NCBI's taxonomy places the organism in Eukaryota, Metazoa, Chordata, Mammalia, Rodentia, Spalacidae. Gene Ontology annotation, cellular component: plasma membrane; desmosome. Gene Ontology annotation, molecular function: calcium ion binding.